Salmo salar (Atlantic salmon) is the source of this 1884-nucleotide messenger RNA. Its product is annotated as acidic mammalian chitinase. Gene Ontology annotation, molecular function: chitin binding; hydrolase activity, hydrolyzing O-glycosyl compounds. NCBI's taxonomy places the organism in Eukaryota, Metazoa, Chordata, Actinopteri, Salmoniformes, Salmonidae. Gene Ontology annotation, biological process: carbohydrate metabolic process. The record is from RefSeq and is a predicted model, not a curated record. Gene Ontology annotation, cellular component: extracellular region.
AUCUGAUUGUAUUGCAAUCAUUUUAUCAACCCCCCCUCCCAUUUGGCCACAUAAACUAUAUAAAAGGACAGACUAAAUUUCUCAUCAUUGGAUCUUUCAUCAUUGAAAUUCCCAAGAAGUCAAGAUGUCUACACUGACAAUCUUAGCAGGCUUGUGCCUGGUGCUGUGCCAGUUGGGCGCUUCCACCUCAGUGUCCACCACAGCUGCAGCCUCUCCCAAGAUGGUGUGCUACUUCACCAAUUGGUCUCAGUACAGACCAGACAAAGGGAAGUACAAGCCCGAGAACGUGGACCCCCACCUGUGCACUCACCUGAUCUACGCUUUCUCCAUCAUCAACAGCCGCAAUGAGCUGGUCACCUACGAGUGGAACGAUGAUGUCCUCUACAAGUCUUUCAACGCCUUGAAGACCAAGAACCCUCAUCUUAAGACUCUGCUGGCUGUCGGAGGAUGGAAUUUCGGUUCUUCCCAGUUUUCCAUCAUGGUGAGCAAUGCUGCCAACCGUAAUACAUUCAUCCAGUCAUCCAUCAGCUUCCUGAGGACUUAUGGCUUUGACGGGCUGGACCUGGACUGGGAGUACCCUGGAGCCCGAGGGAGCCCCCCAGAGGACAAGAAGAGGUUCACUCUGUUGUGCCAGGAGCUCGUGGCUGCCUACGCAGCUGAGGCCAAGUCCACCAGCAAUUCACAGCUCAUGCUGACUGCUGCCGUGUCCGCUGGAAAGGGAACCAUCGACGCUGGAUAUGAGAUUGCUGAGAUCGCCAAGUCUCUAGACUUCAUCAACGUGAUGACCUAUGACUUCCAUGGAACUUGGGAGCAAUUCACUGGACACAACAGCCCACUCUACCGUGGUGCUCAUGACACGGGAGACCUUAUCUUCUUCAACACUGACUACGCCAUGAAGUACUGGAGAGAUAAUGGCACCCCAGUGGAGAAGCUGAACAUGGGCUUCGCCUCCUAUGGUCGUACCUUCCGCCUGACAUCAUCUGACACCGGUGUUGGAGCACCAGCUAGUGGCCCCGCCUCCGCUGGGCCCUACACCCGCGAGGCCGGCUUCUGGGCCUACUAUGAGAUCUGCACCUUUGUGAAGGGCACAACAGUUGAGAUGAUUGCAGACCAGAUGGUUCCUUAUGCCUACAAGGGCAAUGAGUGGGUUGGAUUUGACAACAGGCAGAGCUACGAGACCAAGGUCCGCUACAUGAAAGACAACAAGUUUGGCGGUGCCUUCGUGUGGGCCCUGGAUCUUGAUGACUUCGCCAACCAGUUCUGCGCCGAGGGUAACCACCCUCUGCUGGGACAUCUGCGCAACCUUCUUGACAUUGAGCUGCCCCCUCUGCCCCCUACCACCACCCCCAAACCUGGCUCAGUCACCACCACACGCCCCACCACCACACGCCCCACCACCCAUGCCCCUGGGACCGGCUUCUGCAACGGCAAGCCUGAUGGCAUCUACGCCAACCCAGAGGACAACAGCUCCUUCUACAUGUGCGCUGGUGGCAUCACUAACCUCAGCAAAUGCGGCAGCGGCACCGUCUUCAAUGAUAGCUGCAAGUGCUGUGUGUGGCCUUGAGCGUGUUGUGAGGGAGUGAAUUUAUGAUUUGUGAUUUUAAUUUCAGAUCCCCAUUAGCUGUUGAAGAAAAAACAGCUAUUCUUCCUGGGGUCCAUUAAUAUCGUUAAUGCUAAAGCUAACACCAACUUUGUAUUUACCAACUUCAAGUGUUACUGUGCUGAAAAAAAGGUUUUGUGGAAGAAUGAUUUCUGUAGACAAUAGUUGAGAUGGAUUCAGUUGAGUCUUGCACUUAGUUUAGUAGUAGUGGAAAUUGGUUGUUUUGAAUGUGCAUUUUACUUUAGAUUAGAAGCAUAUGAAUAAAACAUUUUUUUCCUGCUUUA